GGAGAUAAAAUCGGUGUGUGUCAUGUGAGAAAGAGAAACUAGAAGUAGAACAGUAGAAUUAUUUUUUUAUUUUUGGGUGUUUAAUUAUGACUUAGAUUAAGACAACUGAACAAAUGACAAGAUGCAUGAUGCAUAUGAAUCUACAACCUUAUUGGAAAAGCUACCUCUGAAAAUUGAAGCCAUAGCAUGCUACGAUGACAUUUUGCUUGUUGGUACAAAGGAAGGACAUUUACUUCAAUAUAAAAUAAAAAGGGGGACAGGGGAUAAUAAGUAUGAUGUAGUGUUGGAACGUUCAAAUAAGAACUUUGGGAAGAAACCAAUCACCCAGCUAUAUGCAGUCCCAGAACUCUUCUUAUUGAUAAGUCUGACUGAGAAUGUGUUAAGUGUACAUGACCUGAAGACUUUCCAGUUAAUAGUAUGUCUUAGCAGAACAAAAGGGGCCACAUUGUUUGCAGUAGAUGUACAGAAUGCAAAGACUCUUUCAGGGGGUGACCAAUGUAUGUUACGUGUGUGUGUUGCUGUUAGGAAGAAAUUACAGAUUAUGUUUUGGAAAAACAAAACCUUCCAUGACUUAGAGGAUUUCACAUUGUAUGAAGUCCCAAAAGCCAUGUGCUGGUGUAAAGAUUCCAUAUGUGUAGGAUUUUAUAAAAGAGAGUACUUUCUAGUCAAGGUCAAUUCAGGUGAUACCAAAGAGUUAUUUCCCUUGGGCAGUAAACAGCAGGAACCAAUCAUAGCUCGUUUAGAUGAUGACAGGUUGAUGCUGGGGCGGGACGAGUCCUCCAUUCUGAUCGACUCUGACGGCAACCCAACACAGAGGUACCCCAUCAGCUGGUCUGAUCUACCCAUUCAAAUUGAAAAUAAUCCACCGUAUGUGAUUGCUGUGUUACCAAAGUAUGUUGAAGUUCGGACUGUGGAACCUCGACUGAUGAUUCAGAAUAUUCCACUUUCUAAAGCUCACACCAUUUGUCAAGGGAGUGGACAUAUAUACAUCUCAUCUCAGACCAGUGUGUGGAAGCUUACCCCUAGAUCUCUAAAUUUCCAGAUCAAGCAACUCUUGGAGAGCAAAGAGUUUGAACUGGCCUUGAAAUUGGCUGACAUGACAGAAGACAGACCAGAAGAAAAGGACAGACUCAUACACAGAAUUAGAACUCUUUACGCAUUUCAUCAGUUUUGUCAGCACAAGUUUGAGGAGUCGAUGGCCAUUUUUGUCAAACUCGGAACAGAUCCUUCCCAUGUCAUAGGACUCUACCCAAACUUGCUCCCCCAGGAAUUUAGGAACCAGUUAACCUAUCCUGAGAGACCUCCUGACCUAGAAGGAGGGGAACUAGAAAAGGCAUUACUGGCAUUACAAGAUUACCUCACUCAGAAAAGGAAAGAAGUUUCAAAGGAUAUCAACAAAGAGAUUGAGACCACUGCCAUCAAAGAAGGAGAUGUGACAAUAAAAUCUAAGAAACAGCUGAGUCAGAUUAUAGACACAACUCUUCUCAAGUGUUACCUUCAGACCAAUGACGCUCUUGUGGCACCAUUGCUUCGCCUCAAGGACAACAAUUGUCAUGUUGAAGAAAGUGAGAAAGUUCUCAAGAAGAAAGAAAAGUUUAGCGAACUCAUUAUAUUAUACGAAAAAAAGGGUUUACAUGAGAAAGCUCUUCAGCUUCUUGUGAAACAAGCUGCCAGACCUAAUUCUCCACUAAAAGGCCAUGAUAGAACAGUCCAAUAUCUUCAGCAUUUAGGUAAGGAGCAUCUGAAGUUGAUCUUUGAGUAUGCUGAAUGGGUGUUAAAGGAGCACCAAGAGGACGGGCUCAAGAUUUUUACAGAGGAUUUACCCGAAGUAGAAAAUCUCCCGAGAGAGGAAGUUUUAAAUUAUUUAGAAAAUAUCAAUAGUGAACUUGCCAUUCCAUACUUAGAACACAUCAUUUGGAAGUGUGAUGACAAGUCGCCUGAAUUCCACAAUAGAUUAGCCCAAUUACUGCAGGAGAAGGUUCAAAAGCUCAUGAAGGAAUACCUACAAGGGCUUCCAGAAGGACACAUUCCAAAGCGAGCCGGACAGGAGCCAGGGGAGCUAGGCCAGGUCCGCAGCACUCUCCUCAAAUUCCUCAACAUGUCCGAGUUCUACAUCCCAGAAAGGCUACUCACCAGGUUCCCAUUGGGUUUCUUUGAGGAGAGAGCCAUCUUGUUGGGUAGACUAGGCAGACAUGAACAAGCUCUCGGGAUCUAUGUACAUGUUCUUCAUGAUGAUCGACUGGCAGAGGAGUACUGCAAGAAAUAUUACAGAAAAGAUAAAGACAGCUUAAAAGAUGUGUAUUUCUACUUGCUUAAAAUGUACUUGGACCCUCCUUCCCCUUCCACUUUGGGCGUGUCAGCCAGUCAAGGAAUUAUUCCGAAGCCCAACAUGAAUGCUGCUCUGAGACUUAUGAAGGAACAUGCUCCAAAAAUCGACACUAGCAAGUCACUUGAACUCUUGCCAUCUACAACCAAAAUGUCAGAAAUUUUGGCAUACCUAGAGAAUGUGAUGGAACAUCAGGCCAUGAUCAGGAGAAAGAACCAAGUGUUGAAGAGUAUGUUGUAUGCAGAGAACCUCCAGGUGCAUGAACAAAGAAUGUUUUAUGAAAAGUGUAAGGUAACCAUCACUGAUGAAAAGAUGUGUCGGGUCUGUCGCAAGAAAAUUGGAAACAGUGCCUUUGUGAGGUAUCCUAAUGGAGUCAUUGUUCACUAUUACUGUUGUAAAGACCCCAAAGAGUGCCCAGUGGAAGUCUGAAAAAAGGACCUGAAAGCAUAAUUUGUUUAUCAAAGUGACAGCUGUGUUCAUUUUGUUAGUGUCUUGUUCAGGUUUAAUCCAUUUCUAUACAAAAACAUCACUAACUAGAAAGACCAUUAUGUAUGUGCAUUAACUUUUUAUCCCUUGGUUGCUCUCAUUAUGUCAAUGUAGUACUGUUUGAUAGUAUAUGAAUCAGGUGUGCAUGUUUAUUUUUAUAAUUAUCAGUUAAUUGUAGGUUAUUGAAAUUUUAUUACACAAUUAUGACAACAAGAGACUAAUUCGUGUGUAUUGAAAUUAAGGUCUGUUUCAAAAGAAGUGAGGAAGAUGAAAUAUUUGAUGCACUGUUUUAAAAUAAGCACAGUUAAUCUAUAUGCUUAUAUUUAGAAGACACUGUUGUUGAUAUUGUUAUAAAAUGCUAAAUGAUACAUGUACAUAUAAAAUAUUAAAUAUCAAUAUAAAUGGUACAUGUAAUUUUAGUGUCUUUGUUUGGAUAGCAGGUAAAGCAAGUAUGUGAAUCUUAUGAACUUGCAUACACUAAAUUUGAGAAAUAAAAAAAAUCUGCAUUUUGUAAAAACUCAUUUUUUUAAAAAAAGAUUUCUUAAUUUAUACACAUUUAUUUUGUGAGUAUUAUUUAACAGCCUGUCAUAUAUUAAUAUCCCUAUCUAUUUCGCUUGAUAUUCAUAAGUAAAUUUGACGUGUCCAAUGCAAGCAACAUUCAAUCAAUAGAGUAAAAAAGUUCACAAAUUCUGUUUUGAAAUAAUCCCACUAAAAGCUUCAGGUUUCAAUAUAUACCCAUACAGCUACAGAGAGUUACCUUAACAAAAGGUAUAAAUAUAAGUACCGGUACCUGGGUUAUUAUGUUUAAAAAUUAUUUAUGUCUCUGAUUGUAUCUGAUUACUAGUAUCAGUUCCUCUUAAAAUAAUAAUAAGAGUUUCAGAGCUCUUGCAUUUUUAAAGGGUAUUUUGUAUAUGUUCAUGUUGAAAUAAUUUAUUUGUAAAUAAGUAUUGCUUAAUAAAAAGA
Messenger RNA from Magallana angulata, 3775 nucleotides. RefSeq names its product vam6/Vps39-like protein. Gene Ontology annotation, molecular function: protein binding. Gene Ontology annotation, biological process: autophagy; vesicle-mediated transport; intracellular protein transport. The transcript has 26 exons. Gene Ontology annotation, cellular component: membrane; cytoplasm. Bases 122 to 2755 code for a protein of 877 amino acids. NCBI's taxonomy places the organism in Eukaryota, Metazoa, Mollusca, Bivalvia, Ostreida, Ostreidae. The record is from RefSeq and is a predicted model, not a curated record.